Molecule: messenger RNA, 339 nt
Organism: Macadamia integrifolia
Lineage: Eukaryota; Viridiplantae; Streptophyta; Magnoliopsida; Proteales; Proteaceae
Product: zinc finger protein CONSTANS-LIKE 4-like
Exons: 1
Coding region: 1-339 (112 amino acids)
Biological process (GO): regulation of photoperiodism, flowering; regulation of flower development
Cellular component (GO): nucleus
Molecular function (GO): zinc ion binding
Source: RefSeq, a predicted model, not a curated record
AUGUGCGAUGUCUGCGAGCAAGCCCCAGCAAGCUUCGCUUGCAAAGCCGACGCCGCAGCUCUAUGUGUUACCUGUGACCGUGACAUUCACUCGGCAAACCCACUCGCUCGCCGACACGAACGAUCCCCAGUCGUCCCCUUCUACAAACCUGCCACCGCCACCGCCGCCGCCGUCGUCAAGUCUAAGGCAAUUAACCUCCUCGUCCCCGUCAAAUCUAACGGUGAUGAUUGCGAUGACGAUGACCUCAAAGAUGCGGACGGUGACGGAGAAGAAACCGAGGCCGCUUCUUGGCUGUUACCAAAUCCUAACCAAAUAAGCUCAUCGAAGCUCAGGAUUUGA